AUGGACUUGGAACUGAAGGGAAACUGGACGGUGAGGCCCGAUCGAUGUUUUGGUGUUUACGUGGGCUCCGUUUCGGGACUAGUUCCUCUCUUAUCGAUAAGCUUAUUACGCACAGUCCCUUUGCUACUUGGAACCAGUGACUACCCUCUUCUUCUGGAGCCCCAAGGUACUCCGCUUGUGGCUACUAGGGGUCCCCCCUCACCCCCAGGUGAGGAUCCAUGGUUGUACCUCCGCUACCCGCCGUAUCACCCAGAAAAUAUUCAUCCCUGGGUUGCCAAUCAAGUCCUGACUCCAAAGACAUCCCCUGGUAUGUGGCCAAAAAUCCCUCCAACUCAACUGGUCAGCUGCCGCGGCCCCUUGCUUGGCCGGGGUAAUGAUGGCCGAUACUGUGUGCAUCGCAUUUCCGAGGAACAGAUUGACCGGCCGACGAAGUUUACUGUCGUAUCCUGGUUGUCCUGUCUAGAAUUCCUUUACUCGAUACAAGUCAUUGGAAGCGACUUCAGUCUAUUACUCGCUAGAGCUUUAGCGGGUAACGUACCAGCAGUAGUCAUGUACGGCCUCAAUGCCGCUAUCUACGCAGUUUAUCAUCGGCCGUAUCCGACCAAAGAAGUUCUUCCUUCGGAAGUAUGGGUGGAAGGGUACGCGGUUCGGAAAAGUCUCUGCAGCGUCGACAACAGAACCACCAAGGUUCACGAGAGGCUCACGCCAAGUAACCUUAUUGAGACCCGUAUCCGGGAUGGCUGGUACCAGAUGGCUUGUGUGCUACUUCUUAUUGACAGUAAGCGUCUUUGUCGAUUGUGUUUGCUCGCUCCUGCGUACGGAGGAUUGCCUACGUUGUCUUCUGUAUCCUUUGCUGAGACAUGUUUGGGAUUAUCCUCCAUUGUUAAGGGUUUCCGAAGCCGAGGGAUAUGCACUAUAUUUAUCGGACCACACAUGAUCCUUGAGCAAACCACUGCUCCUAUGACUAAGAACGCUUGA
This is a messenger RNA of Aspergillus niger, 978 nucleotides long. RefSeq lists its product as hypothetical. Lineage: Eukaryota; Fungi; Ascomycota; Eurotiomycetes; Eurotiales; Aspergillaceae. Bases 1 to 978 code for a protein of 325 amino acids. The record is from RefSeq and is a predicted model, not a curated record. The transcript has 5 exons.